Limulus polyphemus (Atlantic horseshoe crab) is the source of this 5183-nucleotide messenger RNA. Its product is annotated as protein TANC2-like. Gene Ontology annotation, molecular function: protein binding. The transcript has 24 exons. The record is from RefSeq and is a predicted model, not a curated record. Lineage: Eukaryota; Metazoa; Arthropoda; Merostomata; Xiphosura; Limulidae. Bases 27 to 4232 code for a protein of 1401 amino acids.
UUAAAGAUAUCCACACCGUCAGGAAAAUGAUGAUGGGAGUCGAUUCCAGUAUUCUUAGAUGUCCAUCUUGCCACAUGCCCUUUGACAAAGGUAAAAAACGACGCCUCAUCGACAACUGUGGUCACGAACGUUGCUACUCCUGCAUGUUCAACUCUGACAGAUGUCCACUAUGUAUCCAGGAACGAACCCCUGAUGACGAAAUUGUGCUCAACCAGCCGUCAACGCCUGUUCGAUCAAGACUCAAAACGAAUGGCCACUUUACAGCGUUCAUGCAAACCCGAUGUGACGCAGGAAAACCAUCUCUGUCCGGAAAAAGUAUCAACACUCUUGACUGGAACCAGAACAACUGUGGACGGUCAACAAUGAAAGUUAGCGCUGAAAUACAUAGUCCACUGUCAGACGACGAAAAUCCACCGUAUUCUGUUGAAAGAGGCGAAGAUACAGCGAAAAAAGAUCUUUUCAUACGCUUUGGCUUGUUGCCUGGUGACAGACCUGAAAUUGACCGAAGUGCUCCACCACCUAGGCCUGGAUCAACCAAUCAAAGCAGCCAUGAGUCAUAUGCAAGCAUUUCGUCACUGGCAAGUAGCGAGGCUAAUAUUGCAGUAUCUACAGACACUAGCCCUAUAUCAACGCUAACAGGUUCUUCUGAAGCAGAAGCCAUAGGAUCACUGGGAGGUUAUAGGACCAAUACUCGCGAUCCGAGUUCUGACAGCAUAGGUUCUUUGAUGAGUACAAGCACGAGCACUUGUCGUAGCACUUCUCCUAUUCCGUUGUGCGCGACGUUUCAUCGCCAUCAUAGUGGAAGAAUUAAGGAGUACAGUCUAUUUAGUAGGCGAAAUUCUGCUGUCAGACGGUCGGAUAGAAGUGUUAAAAGUACAAACUGUUUGGGUUCCAGAGGGCUCAAUCACAGCAACAAGGGAUUGCAAGUCACAUUACAACCUCUGUUUUUUGAUGUGUCACAAAGUGAACCAGACCCCAUCUUUGUUGGCAGAAAUUGGUUGUUGAAGGAAAUUGAACAGUUUGGAAAAACGGCUAUAGCCCUACAAAUUGUUGAUCACAGCGCAUUUGGUUCUAAGAAAGACGAACACAUCUACCAUGAUAUAUCCAAUGAUAGUGGGGAUUAUAUGUCAAUCAGCAGUAAUGCUGGCACAUACCUCUACCAAUCUCGACUCAGUUUAACUCAGGAAACAGCUCGAUCUGUUGGUGGCCACGUGGUAGCGUACCACUUCUGCCAGGUCGACAACAACGUCACUUGUCUGGUCCCAGAUUUUGUUCACAGCAUAGCUUCUCAACUUUGCCUCGCCCCACAACUGGUGGCUUAUAGAGAAUUCUUAGUGCAAGAACCAAGAUAUCAGCAGCUUUUGAGCAUGACCUCGUGUGUUAGCAAUGCUUCAGAGGCUUUUGUACGUGGUGUCCUCGAGCCACUGAAUACGUUGAGAAGAUUUGGUAAGAUUCCUAACACCACGUGUCUCGUAGUGGUUGAUGGACUAAAUGAGGCAGAAUACCAUAAACCAGACUUUGGUGACACGAUUGCAUGUUUCCUGUCUAGACAUAUACAUCAUUUUCCAUCAUGGUUAAAGGUAAUUGUAACUGUACGCCCGGCUUUCCAGGAAGUAACAAAGACGCUUCCUUUUCAUCGGAUCUCACUAGACAAACUUGCAACUAAUGAUAAUCUGAAGCGCGAUAUAUACGACUACGUUAUGUAUCGGUUAGGAUCCAGCCACUCCAUCCGUGAAAAUAUUACAGUAAGUAAAGGACAAGGAGAGGCAGCAUCCCAUACGAGGUUUGCCAACCAUCUGGUGUCAUUAAGCAAAGGUUGCAUGCUGUACAUAAAACUCGUACUAGAUCUUAUUGAGAAGGGCCAUCUAGUGGUGAAAAGUAGUAGCUACAAAGUGAUACCUGUUAGCUUGAGUGAAGUGUACUUAUUAUCCUGUAAUCUCAAAUUUACCACAAUCAAGGCUUAUGAAAGAGUCAGCCCUCUACUGCAGGUCAGUCUAGCAUCUCUCUAUCCUCUGAAGCCAGUUGAAUUGUUUCAUAGUGUGAAUGCUGGAAUUAUUGACCAGCCUCUCGCGUGGGAGAAAUUCUGCCAACAACUAGAUAUACUGCUCAGUGGUCAGUUUUUAGUCAUUCGACAGGACCAGUCUCUGAUGUUCUCUCAUCCAUGCUUAAGAGAGUGGCUAAAGAGAAGGGAGGGAAAUGAAAAUACCAAAUUUUUAUGUGAUGUCAAGAAUGGUCAUGCUCUGAUUUGUUUACGAAUGAGUCGGUCAGAAGCACCUCUGACUCCGGAGCAGUGUUUAGAGUUAGGUCACCAUAUGCUUAUGGCACACAUUUACAGAUCAACUGCUAAGGAGACAUUAGCACCAGAGUUGGCUCCUCGUGAUUUACAAGCAUACUGGAUACAACAAAGUACUGAUGAUAUUACAGCUGCAUUGACAACUAUACGCAAUGUGUACAGUCCAAAUGUGAAGGUUAGUCGAUUACUUCUUUUAGCUAAGGCAGAUCCAAAUGGAAGAACUGGACAAAUGGGGAAUGCUCCAUUUCUUGUAGUUGCUGCCUAUGAAGGGAUACUAGAAAUGGUUGCAAUUUUGCUUGAGUUUGGUGCCAAUCCUAGUGCUACUAAUGACUUUGGCCAAGAUGCUCUUUGUUUAGCCAGCCAGAGAGGUCACCUUGAAAUUAUUUGUCUUUUGUUGAGCAGAGGAGCUAAGAUAAAUCAAAAUGAUAAAGGGGGACAGUGUUCUUUGGUGUAUGCAGCUUUCCAUGGACACCUAGAAGUGGUCAAUUACCUUGUUCAGUGCGACUGGUCACUAAACAGCAAGGAAGGUCCUCAACUGGAACAAGCUGCUCAACAGUCUCUUGUAUCAGCAGCUUUUAGUGGCCAUGCAGCGGUUUGUGAACUCAUACUAAACAUGACCAAGGUCGGAAUUAAUGAUUCAGAUGACGUUACUGGUCACACACCUUUAACUGCAGCUUGUUUGGCAGGACAGAGGAAAGUAUGUGAAAUGUUGCUUCGAAGAGGUGCAACAGUUUUCACAACUAAUCAGUUGAGAGAACCACCACUGACGUGUGCUGUAGCUGAGGGCCAUUGGGAAAUAGCUGAACUUCUAUUGAACUAUAAAGCUGCUCUGGAACAACCUGACAAAACUGGCAAGACUUCACUCAUACUGGCUGCCAGUGAAGGACAUUUAGGCCUUCUAGAGCUACUACUAUCUAAAGGUGCUCUCCCUAACAACACAGAUAAAGAUGAGUUAACUGCCUUAUCUUGGGCUUCAAUUAAAGGACAGUUACAAGCUGUACAAUGUCUUUUAAACCAUAGUGCCAAUGUAAAUCAUGUUGACAAAAAUGGUCGGACACCGCUGGACCUGGCUGCUUACAAUGGGGAUCCAAGCGUUGUAAAACUGUUGAUGGACCAAGGUGCAGUUGUAGAGCACGUGGACUUCACUGGCAUGAGACCUUUGGACCGAGCCAUUAGUUGUCAAAAUUUGGCUGCAGUUAAUUGUUUUCUUCAGAGAGGAGCCAAAAUUGGCCCCCAGACCUGGGCUAUGACUGAGGGCAAGCCUGAUAUGUUGUUGCUUUUGCUGAAAAAACUUCAUGAAGAUGGAACGACUCUAUACAAGAAAGGCCGACUGAAGGAAGCAGCGUACCGUUACCAGUAUGCCUUGAAAAAAUGCCCUAGUGAUGAAACCAUGAAGGAUUACUUCCAAGCAUUUCAACAAGUCAAGUUCCAAUUGUAUGUGUUUCUGUCCAAAUGCAAACGGAAAAUAAAUGAUUUUAACGCUGCUAUUGAAGCAGCUGAUCAGGCUAUUUUGGUGAAGCCCAAAUCUAUUGAUGGUUAUUACACCAGAGCACGUGCUAAGCAUGAAGCAGGACAAACGGAAUCCGCCCUCCAAGACAUUUCCGAAGGUCUACAUCUUACCAGCGUAAGUCACGAAGCAAGGAAAAUUUUACUCCGAUUUAAGGAAGAGAUUAACAGCAGUCACGGGGGCACGUCUCUUCCGCCUAGCCACGAGGACACUACACUUCCGCAUAACCACGAGAGCGGGAAGGAAAGUUAUACAACAGAUGAAAUUUCACGUGACCUAGAGAGAAGUCUGGUUGAACUGAAAAGUUUCAGUGUAUCUACGGACACUAUUGAUCAUCUGUAUGGUUUGAUAACUGGACCCAGUGUCUCCGCCCAACGGGAGCCCAAAGGAUCAGUCGACCCAAAAGUUCAUGGUUUUAAAACAGCUAUUUGAAUGUUACAGUCAAUAUACUGCGUGGAUAUAAAUUAACACACUUGAAAACACGUGUUUUUCACUAAAACUGUUCAUGUAUUAGAAGAAUACCGACUAUUGUAUAUAGGUGUAGUUAUAUAUAUAUAUGCGUGUGUUGUUUUCUUCCUAUUCUAUUCUCAUGAAAGUAAUGGUCGCUCUGAGUGUCGUUAUUUACCUACUAGUCUAAGAAGGAUAUUCUCAGAGUUUAAGUUUCACCGACGAAAUUGAGUAAGAUAUUUAUAACUGUCGCCGGCGAAAAUGAUGGUCGUUCAGUGUGUUCACUGUUAAAAGCUGAAAUGAAAAAAAGAAGCUCUCGGUGCAUCAGGAUUUCCGUGCGAAUAGUUUCUUUAUGUUUUAGUAAAUAACAAUGGUGUGGGUCACGUGGAACAUUAUUUGUUCAAACGAUCCCUAGUUAAUUGUAUAUGGUGCAUUCCAAUUAAUCCCCUAAUAGAUCAAAUGUCGUGGGAUUUCAUUAGUGUAUACAUAGCUUAACUUCGUUCAAGCUUAUCAGUUGCUUGCUAUCUCAUAGAUGUUAAAUUGUUAUUCCUAUGUAUUAUCUGGAAUCAUUUGAAUUUAAAUUAAUUUUUAAAAGAACUUACAAUAAUGUUCAAUACAUGUUUCAACUACUUAGAAUAAGUUAAGUUUCGUUAACAGCCAUAGUUGCUAUGGACUUAAUAAUGGUCUAUACGAGUAGAUUUAGUAAAGGUUUGUGAUGUAUGUUAGCAUCAAACCAAUGAUCUAAAAAUGAUGUUCAGAAGUUACAGUAGUAUAUAGCAUAUACUGAAUUAAUUAAUUUCAUUUUUACAUAUUGUAUAUAAAAAUGUCAAUGUUUGCUACUUUAUAUAAAGCCAGAAAAAUGUAUGGCCAAUAAUUUUACUUUGCUAAAAUGCAUUUAUUUGUUUUGAUACAGUUUGAUUUACAGGUUGUUUCACU